AUGUAUCUCCCUAUAAAUAUCGCAACCAGCAUCCAGCACAUUCAGCGCCGAGACACCGCAUUUACCAUGAACAACAUCCUUCCGGAUGUAACCCUAGAUGCAGCGGGUCUCGUGGCGAUAGCCGAAAUAACAGCUGUCGCUCAACGAACUAUCCUGACUGGUACUUCCAUAUAUUCAGACUCGCUGAUUCUAUGUCCUGGGCUACAUCGACAGCAAUCAGCACCGGACCUGAAUGGCGGCGAGUAUCCGGCUGUGGCCGCUAUGACUAGCGGUUAUGUCUUUCGUGUAGAGAAUCCGGCGACUGCAUCAUUCCUCCAAAGACACGGGCUGACCGGCCAUCUCGUUACGCUCGAGGUACUCCCAAAUACUGACGGGAGGAAGGCGUUCAGCUGGAAAGCAAAAGAUCUAGCGCCUCAUAUAUUUUAUUGGCUCUCCGCAAUUUUGUCUCCAGUCGUGCUAGUCUUUUUCCUCUAUAUUCGUGAAUGGUGGGGUGUGUUCUGUCUUCUAGUUCUCAUGUUUGCUCGCUUGUGCAAUGUCUUUGUCAUUCGCCGUCGUACCAGAGAUGUAGGUUGGAAAGGCGCUUCUGAGCCUGGCGUACGGGGAGACCUUCUGAUACUCCUCAGUGGUGAUUGCUGGGUCAGAAUGCAGGGUGCCGUCGAUGACCUCAAAGCCGUCACAUCAGGCAAAUGGUGGCGCGAAAGAACCAUGGCCGAGGACUGUCUGACCGCGCUCGCGACGGUAUUGGUUUAUGUCAACACCGCCUUGGUGAGCAACAUCAGAACGUUCAAUCAGAUAAUCAUCUUGAUCAUGUUUGUGCUCUCUGCGGCGUUAUUGUUCCUUGCCAACAUUACGACUCGAGCGAUGCACAUGUAUGGAAGGAGGAUCCAAGUAAAGGGAAAGCCGAAGAAGUAUUACCGACGACGAGAUAUGGCCGACGAAUUGAUUGCGGAGUCGGGGCGGAAGGAUUGGGCAAGGCGUUUGGGAUUGAUUGUCGAGGGCGAUGGUGUUGACAACAGCCCUGUCAUUAUGUGA
Messenger RNA from Talaromyces marneffei, 1032 nucleotides. RefSeq lists its product as uncharacterized. The record is from RefSeq and is a predicted model, not a curated record. The transcript has 2 exons. Lineage: Eukaryota; Fungi; Ascomycota; Eurotiomycetes; Eurotiales; Trichocomaceae. The coding region runs from base 1 to 1032 and encodes 343 amino acids.